Messenger RNA from Heterocephalus glaber (naked mole-rat), 4207 nucleotides. Lineage: Eukaryota; Metazoa; Chordata; Mammalia; Rodentia; Bathyergidae. The record is from RefSeq and is a predicted model, not a curated record.
GCGGAAGAGUUUGCCGCGAGCAGCCGGCCUCGCGCAGCACCGUGACCCGCGCGGGGCCGCGGAGGGAGCUCGAGACCGCGGCGUCCCGCGACACAGCGCCUCCCGCCGCCGCCCGGAGGAGCUCGCGCCCACUCGCCUCCCCGCUCGGCCCGGCUCCCAGCGGCGGCGGGAGGCGCGACGCCCGGCCCGGCUCUGCCCGCCUGGCCCGCUCCGAGAUGCAAUCUUCCAUCUGUGCCCAUUGGAUCCAUGCUGCUCAGUUUAUAGACUCUAAUCAUCAGUGCUCCUUGAUGUAUCAGCUGUGAGAUUAAUAAUUGGAUUUACUGCUUUAAAUCUGGAAGUUCUUCACCUGUAAAAGGAUAUCUGAAAGUUGAAGAAAAACAUACGACUCAUACUGCAUGUAAGCACAAGUAACAUACAGCUUCCAAGAAAAACUGCAUAGAAAAUCUAAUGGAUGAAGAUGAGAAAGAUAGAGCCAAGAGCUGUGUGCUGUUUCUUUCAGGUAAGGUACAAAAAUGGAGUUCCUGUACUCAAGUGGGAAACAGAGCCUCGAGAAACAAGUCUGAGAAGAAGCGUCGGGACCAGUUCAAUGUGCUCAUCAAAGAGCUCAGCUCCAUGCUGCCUGGGAACACACGAAAGAUGGACAAGACCACCGUGCUGGAGAAGGUCAUUGGCUUCCUGCAGAAACACAAUGAAGUCUCAGCACAAACGGAAAUCUGCGACAUUCAGCAAGACUGGAAGCCUUCGUUCCUUAGUAAUGAGGAAUUCACCCAGUUGAUGUUAGAGGCAUUAGAUGGCUUCAUCAUUGUGGUGACCACAGAUGGCAGCAUCCUGUAUGUCUCAGACAGCAUCACACCGCUCCUCGGCCACUUGCCGUCAGAUGUCAUGGAUCAGAACUUAUUAAAUUUCCUCCCAGAACAAGAACAUUCCGAAGUUUAUAAAAUGCUUUCUUCUCAUAUGCUUCUGACGGAUUCCCCCUCCCCAGAAUUCCUAAAAUCUGACAACGAUUUAGAGUUUUAUUGCCAUCUUCUCAGAGGCAGCUUGAACCCAAAGGAAUUUCCAACUUAUGAAUACAUAAAAUUUGUAGGAAAUUUUCGCUCUUACAACAAUGUGCCUAGCCCCUCCUGUAACAGCUUUAACAACGCCCUUUCAAGACCUUGCCGGGUGCCACUAGGAGAGGAGGUCUGCUUCAUCGCCACUGUCCGGCUGGCGACACCACAGUUCUUAAAGGAAAUGUGCAUCGUUGACGAACCUUUAGAGGAAUUCACUUCAAGGCAUAGCUUGGAAUGGAAAUUUUUAUUUCUGGAUCACAGAGCCCCUCCGAUCAUAGGAUAUCUGCCCUUCGAAGUGCUGGGCACCUCGGGCUACGACUACUACCACAUCGAUGACCUGGAGCUCCUGGCCAGGUGCCACCAGCACCUGAUGCAGUUUGGCAAAGGGAAGUCAUGUUGCUACCGGUUUCUAACCAAAGGGCAGCAGUGGAUCUGGCUGCAGACUCACUACUACAUCACCUACCACCAGUGGAACUCCAAGCCCGAAUUCAUCGUGUGCACCCACUCGGUCGUCAGUGUGCUCUCUGGUGUCCUGAGCAGUUAUGCCGAUGUCCGUGUGGAAAGGAGACAGGAGCUGGCUUUGGAAGACCCGCCCCCUGAGGUUUUGCACCCCUCAGUGCUGAAGGACAAGGGCUCCAGCCUGGACCCCCAGCAGCACUGUACCACACUGGACACUGGUGCCCCGGGCCUGAACGCCAGUCCUUCACCAUCUGUGUCCUCAAGGAGUUCCCACAAGUCCACACACACGGCUAUGUCGGAGCCUGCCUCCACUCCGACCAAGCUGAUGGCCGAGGCCAGCACCACCUCUUUGCCAAGAUUGGCCACCUUGCCCCAAGAGUUACCGGUGCCCGGGCUCAGCCAGGUGGCCACGAUGCCAGCACCUCUGCCUUCCCCAGCAUCCUGUGACCUCACGCAGCAGCUCCUGCCUCAGACCAUUUUGCAGAGUCCGCCUGCCCCCAUGGCACAGUUCUCCGCACAGCUCAGCAUGUUCCAGACCAUUAAGGACCAGCUGGAGCAGCGGACGCGGGUGCUGCAGGCCAACAUCCGGUGGCAGCAGGAAGAGCUCCACAAGAUCCAGGAGCAGCUGUGCCUGGUGCAGGACUCCAGCGUACAGAUGUUCCUGCAACAGCCGGCCGUCUCCCUGAGCUUCAGCAGUGCCCAGCAGCCAGAGGCACAGCAGCAGCUGCCACAAAGGGUGGCUGCCGCAGCUCAGCCCCAGCUCAUGACAAGCCCCCAGCUUCCAGGGCAAAUGGCCUCGGCCCAGGUCACAAGCCAGCACCUGCUCAGAGAAUCCACCGUGAUUGCAAGCCAGGGUCUGAAGCCCAUGAGAAGUCCCCAGGUGAUGCAGGGGAGCAGCCGCUCAGCCAGCAGCCUGCCGCCCCCCUUUGGCAGCACUGCAGCACUGCUGCCCCCGGCUCUGAGCCUGGCUGCCCCCGUGCCCACCUCCCAGGAUGCCAGCCAGUGCCAGCCAGGCCCUGACUUCAGCCAUGACCAGCAGCUCAGGCUGCUGCUGAGCCAGCCCAUCCAGCCCAUGAUGCCUGGGUCCUGUGACUCAAGGGCACCCGCAGAGGCCAGCAGGACGGGACAGCAUGUCAAGAGCAGGUUCGCACCGAGCCAGGCCGAGUUUCCAAGUCCAGACUCACACCCGGCCAGCAGCAGCGCUGUGACCCCUGUCCUGCUGAUGGGGCAGACGGUGCUGCACCCCAGCUUCCCCGCCUCCCAGCCGGCCCAGCAGUUGCAGCUGAACUACCUGCAGGCACCAACCUCUCUGCACAGUGAGCAGCCGGACUCACUGCUCCUCUCCACCUACUCCCAACAGCCAGGAACCCUUGGCUAUGCCCCGCCGUCUUCUGCACAGCCCCAGCCCACGCGCCCAUCCCGCAGGGUCAGCCGUCUGUCAGAGUCGUCAGGCCUCCAGCAGCCACCUGGGUAGUGCCCUGGCAUUGGAUUCGGACAUGAUCAGCUUUAACCAGUGGAUGAGGGGUGGUGACAGGAGACAGGGAGAGGGGUCUGAGCGAAAGCUCUGCCUUCCAGGCACCUGCGUACAUUUCAGAGCUCCUGGAUGCACAGUGCAAGGCCAUAUUUCCCAUGCUGCAAGGUCCUUGGGCACCCUCUACAGCCAUACUGGACAGAACUGAGUGCCCUGGUAGGUGGCAUGACUCAGUUUACCUGCAGUGGUAGCACCCUGGCCACCUCCCUGGAGAGUGCACCGGUUACUCCAUAGAGUGGCUCUGUCCCCAUGCUCUAGCCAGCCUUCACUCUCUCGAUUGUUUUUCCUUUGCAUUGGAGAAGGACAGGGUCCAAAAUCUGUUGCAGAGAGAGAAUAAAGAGAUUAUUUUUCAUUAUUUUUAAAUGGUUGUUUUUGUUUUGUUUUAAUUUGCACAGCUGCACCGAGGAAAUAACUUAGGCAUUUUCUGUUCUUAAAAAUAAUAAGGUCUAGGGGCUUGGGGAUUUGGCUCAGUGGCAGUGCACCUCCCUGGCAAGUGCAAUGUCCUGCAUUUAAUUCCCAGUACCACACACACAAAAAAAAAUAAUAAUAAUAAUAAUAAUAAUGUCUCAUGACUUUAUUUGGAGCCCACAGCAACAAAAACAGCUCACCAAUCAGAUGCCAAGGCUUGUUGUUUUAACCAAGCCGUAGACCUAUUCCCUCUGCAGACCCCAACCCUAAUGGAAUGAAGCUCUUCAGCCCAUUCCCUACCUGGUGAUUCCCUCUACAUAUAACACUGGAUGAUUUCCUGUUUACUUUGUUGAUUGCAACUAUAAAGGUGGACUCCAAGCAAAGCACAGUCUUGCAGCACCUGGUUCAGAAUUCUGUAGAGAACUCUUAAGAGGGAGAGGUUUCCCAGGCCAGGUACCCACCCCAGGCGUACAGACCCCAGGGUCCCCCUUGAGCGAGGAUGCUGUGUCUGGACUUAUUCAUGAUGAUUCCAAGGAUUGGGUUUUUCCUUUUCAAAUGCACUUUGCUUUUUUGUAUGUUUUGUUAUGUUGGGAUGUUUCUAAAGAAAAGAUUUUAUGUAAUUAUAAGAUGAAGUGUAGUGAAUUGUACAGCUGUUGUAAUAAUGACCUAUUUCUAUAUAAAAUAAAAUUGUAUGGAUUAUGUGUAAAUUAUUUUGUAUUUGAGGCGCCAGUUCUUUUCCCAAAUAUAAAAAUACAAAGUU